Molecule: messenger RNA, 192 nt
Organism: Prunus armeniaca (apricot)
Lineage: Eukaryota; Viridiplantae; Streptophyta; Magnoliopsida; Rosales; Rosaceae
Source: the annotation of a GenBank genome assembly
AUGAAGUUGGAAGUUGCAUAUCCGAAGCCUGAGUUAACCUUGGAAGGGGAUGGGGAAGAUGAAGUGAUCAUUUUUAAGUCAAUAGUGGCUGAGAAGCGGCCUGAUGUGGAAAACACUAGUUGGGUAGCCGAUGAGGGCCUCGAGCCUGGUAAAAAUGCUUAUCCAGGUGAUCUAAAGACAGAGGCUGUAUGA